UCUUCCUCUCUCAAAUCAAAUCAAAUCCAAUCCCUUGAAUCUUACGACACCAUAUAUAUCACAUACUGCUUUUUCUUCAACACCUGCACUCUCUCUCUCUCUCUCAAGCGUAACUUACUCACUCAAUAUGGCGCAGCAGCAAUUCAAUCAAAUCCAGCACCUGAACGACCAUCAACAGGCUAUGAAACUAAGCAAAGCAGGAGAUAAAGAGAAGAGACACAAGUUUCACCUGAACGACCACAUUGACAUCCUAAUCGAGAUCCUGAAGCGUCUAGAUGGUCGAUCCCUAAGUGUGGCCGCCUGCGUCUGUAGAUUCUGGUGCACCAUUGCGCGGAACGACUCGCUCUGGGAGAACCUCUGCUUCCGCCACGUCUCUCCUCCGCCAUCCGGUGUGCGACCGGUGGUGGUGGCCCUCGGAGGUUACAGAAGGCUUUACAUGGUGUGCGUGCGGCCCGUGCUGAUUCGGCUUGGAGAGUUGAGACUCGUCGGUGAGUCUGGUAGAAGGGCAUGGAGUCGGGAGGAGGUGCAGCUCUCACUGUCUUUGUUUUGUGUUGAUUACUACGAAAGGCUCGGAGUUGGGGAGAGAUUCGGUGAGGCGUCCCCAUCAUCUCUCAUGUUCCUCUGCAGGCCCGUCAACGUCUGAUUUCUUCGCUUACUCAAAAACCCACAACACUGCCAUCAAAUUAUUAAUUUAAGUAACAUAUGAAUAUCAUAAAUUGUUUGUUUUUUUUUUAUCAUUAUUAUUAGAGUUUCAUAAUUAUUACUGCUAUUUUUACUAGAUUUAUAAAUUCAUGACAAAAUAACAUUUCAUAUAUAUUUUUUAUUUUGUUUAUUUUUUUAGCAGAUAUUUAAAAAUAAAAAUGUCUUUUUUUUUCCGAUAA
Tripterygium wilfordii is the source of this 881-nucleotide messenger RNA. Its product is annotated as F-box protein SNE-like. Gene Ontology annotation, biological process: regulation of gibberellic acid mediated signaling pathway; gibberellic acid mediated signaling pathway. Bases 128 to 643 code for a protein of 171 amino acids. Gene Ontology annotation, cellular component: SCF ubiquitin ligase complex. NCBI's taxonomy places the organism in Eukaryota, Viridiplantae, Streptophyta, Magnoliopsida, Celastrales, Celastraceae. The transcript has a single exon. Gene Ontology annotation, molecular function: protein binding. The record is from RefSeq and is a predicted model, not a curated record.